AUGACUUCUGCGCAGCUGGAGCAGCAAUUCCAAGCACGUAUCGCCCAGGCAAAGGAAGCGGCGCGGUUGGCUUCUGUCGCCGUAGCCGCACGCGCUCAUAACAGGUCAAAUGCACCACCAUUCGCUUCGAUACCUGCAGUUCCUGACGCUCCGUUCCGCCCGCCACCAAUUCCUCAAGCUUCGAGCAGGUUUGCAGUAGACCCAGAGCCUCUUGCAAUUGAGAACGCCCCUCCAGAUGUCAAAAAGCGCAUCGACAGACUCGUGGAGUUUGUGGCGCGCAAUGGCGACGCCUUCGAAGCCACAGCCAAGGAGCGGGAACGGGACAAUCCGAACUUCGCUUUCCUGAAGCCUGGCGGGCCUUAUUCGGACUACUACCAAGCAAGAAAACAGCAGGUGUGCCGGUCCCAACCGCCUCAAGCAAACCUACUCGACAUGUCUGUUGGUGCAAUGGCCAACGUCUGCAACUUUGCACGGACGAGUGGAGUGCAAGCGUACGAACCGAUUCCUCGGGAAGUUAUUUUGCACGUGGGGAGUUUGCCACCGGUGGAGCCGGCGCGACUUGAAAGUCGGCUUUCGGGGUUUUAUCGCGACGAAGGGCGGGUUAGACCAAGAGAGAGUUGA
Molecule: messenger RNA, 621 nt
Organism: Phytophthora infestans T30-4
Lineage: Eukaryota; Oomycota; Peronosporomycetes; Peronosporales; Peronosporaceae
Exons: 2
Coding region: 1-621 (206 amino acids)
Biological process (GO): intracellular calcium ion homeostasis; RNA processing
Cellular component (GO): perinuclear region of cytoplasm
Molecular function (GO): RNA binding
Source: RefSeq, a predicted model, not a curated record